Messenger RNA from Fulvia fulva, 960 nucleotides. Its product is annotated as Phenylcoumaran benzylic ether reductase PT1. Lineage: Eukaryota; Fungi; Ascomycota; Dothideomycetes; Mycosphaerellales; Mycosphaerellaceae. The record is from RefSeq and is a predicted model, not a curated record. The transcript has 2 exons. Bases 1 to 960 code for a protein of 319 amino acids.
AUGGCAGCAACGACUAAGAACAUCCUGAUCUUCGGCGGCACCGGCUUGAUCGGCCAACACAUUACCGACGCCAUACUGAGGAACAAGGACAAGUUUAGCAAGAUAGCAGUCUUCACGUCCAAGGACACUUUAGGGGCAAAAUCUGACAAGAUCGAUAGCCUCAAGGCUCGAGGCGCGGAGAUCAUUGUCGGUGACACCCAGUCUUCGACCGAUGUGAACGAGGCAUACAAUGGCUUCGAUACUGUGGUAUCAUGUCUGGGCAGACCAGUAAUCGACAGACAACUUCAGCUCAUUGAGCUCGCCGAUAAGCAUCCGGACAUCAAACGUUUCUUCCCCUCAGAAUAUGGCACAGAUAUCGAAUACUGGGAGAGUUCAGCCAACGAAAAGCCUCAUCAGCAGAAGUUGAAAGUCCGGGCGUUGUUGAAGACUGUCAAGAACCUAGAGUACACUUUCGUCGUCACUGGGCCAUACGGCGAUGCAGACGGACUUCUCUACCUCGCUGCUAAGAAGCCCGAAGACGAAGCAGAAGGCACCUUCGAUGUGAAGCGUAAGCGUGCUGUUCUCCUUGGCGACGGCAAGGGCAAGAUCUCCCUCACGACGAUGCGAGAUGUCGGCAAGCUGGUUGUCGCCGCCUUGCUGAAGCCAGAAGCGGUCAAGAACAAGGCCAUCCAUGUCAACUCAUUCACUGCCACACCAGAGGAAAUCGUGGUCGAGUUUGAGAAGCAGCUAGAUGCGAAGUGGGAUGUCGCGUAUUACAGUCUCGACCAGCUGAAGCAACUUGAGGAGGAAGCCUGGGCCGAAGGACUUCCAAAGGCCGGCACUAUUACGCUACGGCGGAUUUGGACCUCUGGUGGCACACUCUACGACAAGAGAGACAACUAUCUCGUCGACAUGGAGGAUAGAGUGGACUCACUCGCAGAUGCUGUGCGUCAAGCGAUAGCCAUCCAGCAGGAGGCAUGA